CUCCUCCCACCCACUGCCGAAGACACGCUGGAGGGUUGUGCACGCGCAGCCAGCACGCGCCCAUCACUGCACAGAGGAGAGUCCGCGUGACGCCGCCGCGAGACAAGAUGAACGACGCCACGGUGGACUCGACCACUCUCUGCUUGUUCGACGUGGACGGCACGUUAACGGCUGCGAGACAGGUUGUCACUCCAGACAUGGCGGACUUCCUGCAGAGGCUCAGGACUCGGGUUCGGGUGGGCGUGGUCGGGGGGUCGGACCUCAGUAAAAUCAAGGAGCAGCUGGGAGCGGACGUGAUCCAGAAGGUGGACUACGUGUUCGCUGAGAACGGUCUGGUGGCCUACAAGAACGGGCAGCUGCUCUCUGUGCAGUCCAUUCAGGCCCACAUGGGGGAGGAGCUUCUGCAGGACUUCAUCAACUUCUGCCUGAACUACAUGGCCACCAUCAAGCUGCCCAAGAAGAGGGGAACUUUCAUUGAGUUCCGUAACGGGAUGUUGAACGUCUCGCCGGUUGGACGCAGCUGCAGUCAGGAGGAGCGGAUCGAGUUCUACGAGCUGGACCAGAAAGAGAAGAUCAGAGAGAAGUUUGUUUCUGCGCUGAAGGAGGAGUUCAAAGGAAAAGGCCUGUCGUUCUCCAUCGGAGGUCAGAUCAGCUUCGACGUGUUUCCUGACGGCUGGGAUAAGAGGUACUGUCUGGGCAUCGUGGAGAAGGACCACUACUCCACCAUCCACUUCUUUGGAGACAAGACCAAACCUGGAGGAAACGACUACGAGAUCUUCAGCGACCCGCGGACCGUCGGCCACGAGGUUUCCUGUCCGGAGGACACCAGGCGUCUCUGCGAACAGCUCUUCUUCUGCUGAAGCUACUGGAGGCUGAAGGGGAGGAGCCUCAUCCUGACCUGGGGGAGGAGCCAAAGACUUGUUUCGGGUUUUCAUUGAUCAGUUAAAUCUAUUGAUGUUCUUUGAUCCGUCCCAUGUGACCAAGAGAGCCAAUCACCUGCAGCAACACGGGAUGUGACCUCAUUGCUUCCUGUGAGGGACACUACAGCAGCUUCCAUGGCGGCGGCGAUGAAGACUUUUCUACUGUAACCAAUAAAGAGAUCAAAGCACCUGUUGAAAAUUCUCUCUGAUCAAUUCUUCAUCUGAUCGUCUCAGCAGUCCACCUCCUCCAAUCAGGGAUCACUUCUGCACAUUCUGAGCGUUCUGUUACUUAAUGUUACUGAAUAGAAUCGCUUUGAUACUGAACUGCAGUUCAAACUAUUAUCUGUAAGAUUGUGGCUCCAUCUGUGAAGUUUUUAAGGUGGUAAUGAAAACUGAAUGCAGAAUUAAACUGACUUUUACAUUAUUUCCAUCA
This is a messenger RNA of Oryzias latipes (Japanese medaka), 1353 nucleotides long. RefSeq names its product phosphomannomutase 2 (gene pmm2). Gene Ontology annotation, cellular component: cytosol. Gene Ontology annotation, biological process: protein N-linked glycosylation; GDP-mannose biosynthetic process; mannose metabolic process. The record is from RefSeq and is a predicted model, not a curated record. NCBI's taxonomy places the organism in Eukaryota, Metazoa, Chordata, Actinopteri, Beloniformes, Adrianichthyidae. Gene Ontology annotation, molecular function: phosphomannomutase activity.